Haliotis rubra (blacklip abalone) is the source of this 2004-nucleotide messenger RNA. Its product is annotated as sodium- and chloride-dependent GABA transporter 1-like. The transcript is spliced from 14 exons. Bases 65 to 1924 code for a protein of 619 amino acids. The record is from RefSeq and is a predicted model, not a curated record. Gene Ontology annotation, cellular component: membrane. Gene Ontology annotation, biological process: sodium ion transmembrane transport. Lineage: Eukaryota; Metazoa; Mollusca; Gastropoda; Lepetellida; Haliotidae.
UUGUUAGCUACCCAAGCGACAUAAACCUGUGACAAAAGCCACAGUAUCCCGCUUAGGGUUGUGUAUGUGUGCAGUGGGGUGGACAGCUUAUAUUUACCCCACACAACACCUAAAUGGCUUCAAGGGCAUCAUCAAGACAUCCCGUGCCUCGACAGACAGCCCUACAGACAGCCCUACAGACUGCAGUGGCAACAACAGAAUGCACGAGCAAUGGCGCCAUCAGCUGGACUAUAUCGUCACUAUGCUCGGAUAUGGUAUCGGAUCCGGCACAUUCAUCAAGUUCCCUUUCUACUGCACAAGGAACGGUGGUGGUGCGUUUCUGAUACCCUUCCUGUUGUUCACCAUAAUUGGAGCCAUGCCAUGUGUCUACCUGGAGAUGGUCAUUGGUCAGUAUUCACAGAGUGGACCUAUCAACGUUUGGAAUCUGUGUCCGCCUUUCAAAGGUAUUGGUUUGGGCGGAGUCAUAUAUUCGUGGGUAUAUUGCACCUACUUCAGCGUCAUUUUCUGCUGGUUCAUGUUCUACCUCUACCAUUCCUUCUCCGACAACUUUCCUUGGAACAACUGUGACAACCACUGGAACACUAUUGCGUGCACAUCCUAUAAUUUAGAAAACACCACAUGGAAUAACAGCACCAGUUACCCGACUGUUAAUGAAACCGUUGGGAACGUUUCUUCAGGUUCCGAUGGAAUUAACGAUCACCUGUCCGCUGCUGAAGAAUUCUGGAGAUUCCAGGUGUUGCAAGUGAGCGAUGGUCUGGAGACUCUGGGUGGCAUCAGGUGGCCUCUUGCAGGGUGUCUGGUCGUCACAAUGGGACUUCUUUUUCUAUGGCUUUCUCAAGAAAUAAAAGUUGCCGGGAAGCUUGUGUAUGUCACCGUGGCUAUUCCCUACAUCCUUACCUUCAUCUUCCUCAUCCGUGGCUGUCUACUACCAGGAUCCGCAGAUGGGAUUUAUUACUAUAUCAACCCCAAUUUUGAAAGGCUCAAAGACCCAAGAGUAUGGAUCGAGGCACUUAGUUUGAGCCUGUAUUCUCUAGGUGUGUCUACAGGGUGUAUUGUGACACUGGCUGGCCACAACGUCAUAAGCAACCGCUGUCUCAAGGAUGCAAUAGUGACUUGCCUGGUAGAUGCACUGACCUGUGUAUUUGUUGGCUUCGCCUGUUUCUCCAUCAUUGGUCACAUCGCCCAUCUGCGUGGACUGUCUGUGGAGCACUUCCAGUCAUCAGGAUUCAAUCUUGCAUUCAUCGUGUAUCCUGAUUUCUUGUCCUCGCUUCCCUUACCACAGCUAUGGUUGGUGUUGACGUUCGUUACGUUGAUGUCACUCGCAAUUGAUACAUUGGUGCCACAAAUUGAUAUAAUAGUAGCAGCACUGGGAGACCAGUUCCCUCUACUGAGAAGACGACGUCGGUUUACCCUCUGUGCUGUUCUUUCCACAGUGCUACUGUUUGGCCUCGUAUAUGUCUCUCAGGGUGGGAUAUACGUGUUGACACUGGUGGACUGGUUUUCGUACUUCCCAGCCUUAGCGCUCUAUGCCCUGCUGGAGUGCGUCGUCGUGGGCUGGUGUUAUGGCACAAAGAGGCUGGAGGAAGAUGUCAGUAUGCUGUGGGGGGAGAAGAUACCUGGCUUCAUGCAUGUAUGCAUUCGGAUCGUGUGCCCUGUUCUAAUUCUGGUGAUAAUUGCCUAUUCCGGGUAUUCAUACCGAUCGCCCAAGUAUGGGAACUACAUCUUCCCAGCCUGGGCCAAUGUAGUUGGUUGGAUGAUAUCACUUGUAGCAGUCCUGCCUUUCCCCAUAGUCUUCACCUGGACGGUUGUCACCAAACGUGGGACUUCAGUAAAAGAGAAAAUUCAGAAGGCACUGGAACCUACUGAACAGUGGAAAAGUGCUCAUUGCGAGGACAGCAUCCACGAAAUGCAGCCAAUGGCGUGAACCUACCGUACAGUUAUCAGUAAUCAAUUCAUAUGUAUUCCAUAGUUGUUUUGCCUUACAUAAAAUGGAUUUUCGCACUU